CCGGCAGCGUUGUUUGGUCCCCACCCCGUUCAAAAGUUCUUCUAUUGAACGGGUCACGCAGCGGCGCUGCAGGCAUAAUUUAUUUCGGUGUUUCUACGGUAUUGCAUUGUGUUGCACAUCUGUUGUGUAUUUGUUAUUUGUUCCUCCUUUAUCUUGUGACCAAACUCUAGCGAAACAAACUAUCAUUAACUUGGAUUUGUUUUGAUUUGGUAAAUCAAAGAACAGAAGGCCGAACAAGAUGCCGGGUUUUAGCACCGCGGGCACGUUCAAAAUCUUUGUCGGAAACCUCGCCGAAAAAACCAGCGUAUCGGAGCUUCGUCCUCUGUUCGAGAAGUACGGCAAAGUUGUUGAAUGCGAUGUCGUCAAGAAUUACGGGUUUGUCCACAUGGAAAAUGAAUCGGAAGGGCGCGAGGCGAUCCAGCAACUUAACGGACAAAUGAUUAAUGGUCAAUCCAUGAAGUGCGAAGCCGCCAAGAGCCGCAAAGCGCCCCAAACGCCGACCAUAAAGAUUUUUGUUGGUAAUCUAACCGAUAACACUAAAGCACCUCAGAUACGGGAGUUGUUUAAAAAAUUCGGAACGGUCGUUGAGUGCGACAUCGUUCGGAAUUAUGGAUUCGUACAUCUUGAAUCGUCGGGAGACGUAAACGAAGCAAUUAAAGAUUUAAAUGGUCAAAUUGUGGAUGGACAGCCCAUGAAAGUCCAGAUUUCAACGAGUCGUGUUAGGCAGCGUCCGGGAAUGGGUGAUCCUGAGCAAUGCUAUCGUUGCGGCCGUGGCGGACACUGGUCCAAGGAGUGUCCUAAAGGAAUGGGACCCGACAGGUUUCGCGAACGCAUGUUCGGACGCGAUCCUUACCCUCCUCCACCACCGCCACCAUUCCUACGCGACCGGAUGAUGGGACGCUUUGGGGAUGCGUAUGACAGCUACUAUGAUCGUCGUUUUCCCGAGGAUUCCCGCGACUUGUACGAGCGUAGGUACUCCAGCAUGCCGUCGAGAAGCGAAAUGAGCCUUCGAGGAGGCAGAGAUUUCUUGCCUCCGCCAUUACCCCCAAGACGGGAGCCACUACCUCCCAUGCCCUCAAUUGGUCUCAGAGGAUCUUCGAGUGGACUGAGUUCCAGAAUGGGCGAAUCCAGCUUCUCUCGCAGUCCGAGUGAUUAUAGUAUGUUCAGUAGACGAUCGCCCCCUCCAAGUAGCUCUCUUGGUGGGUCGAGAAUGAGCCGAAUGUAUGAAGAUUUCAGCAGAGAUACUUUUGACGAUCGAAGACCACCAAUGAGAGGACCAUCACCCCCUAGGCGGUAUGCCCCAUACUAAAGCGGUUUUCCACAUUCAUCAUUAUUUACGUAACUGUAACUAAAUAUGCUAUACAUACACGAUACUUUUUCAAUAGAAAUUCCUACUGAAUCCACGAUUGUAAAUUAAUUUUAUAUUUUGGGAGGAACCGACUACCUUUCAGGACAUGACUGUUCAUGUAGUUCUGUUUCAUAAGCAUAUAGAUUAAUUGUCUGACAUUUGAUAAUAAAUUGCACACUGAUAUGAA
This is a messenger RNA of Dendroctonus ponderosae (mountain pine beetle), 1535 nucleotides long. RefSeq names its product RNA-binding protein lark (gene lark). The record is from RefSeq and is a predicted model, not a curated record. The transcript has 4 exons. Gene Ontology annotation, molecular function: mRNA binding; zinc ion binding. NCBI's taxonomy places the organism in Eukaryota, Metazoa, Arthropoda, Insecta, Coleoptera, Curculionidae. The coding region runs from base 239 to 1309 and encodes 356 amino acids. Gene Ontology annotation, cellular component: cytosol.